GCGGGGGGCGCGGGCGCGGGCGCGGGGUCCGGGCGCGCGCAGCCGUUGGGGGGCGCGGGGCCAGCGCAUUGUGUCUGGCGGCGCGGGGCGCGCGGAUGGCGCCGCGGGCGCUGGUCACGGCGCUCAGCCUGGGCCUCGGCCUCUGCUCGCUGGCGCUGCUGCUCACGGCCAUCUGCACCGACCACUGGUACGAGACGGACCCGCGGCGCCACAAGGAGCGCUGCGAGCGCAGCCGCGCGGGCCGCGAGCCCCCGGACCAGCGGAGCCGCCUGAUGCCGCUGUCGCACCUGCCGCUGCGGGACGCGCCGCCCCCGGGCCGCCGCCGCCCGCCGGGGGACCCCGAGGCGUGGCGCGCGCUGCUGGGGCUCGGCGGGCUGGACGCGGCGUGCGGGCGGCCGCUCUUCGCCACCUACGCCGGCCUCUGGAGGAAGUGCUACUUCCUGGGCAUCGACCGCGACCUGGACGCGCUGGUCCUGCAAGGCAUCGCACAGAGGUGCACGGCCAUCAAGUACCACUUCUCGCAGCCCGUCCGCCUGCGCAACGCCCCCUUCAACCUGACCAAGACCAUCCAGCAGGACGAGUGGCACCUGCUCCACCUGCGCAGGAUCACCGCUGGCUUCCUGGGCAUGGCUGUGGCCGUCCUGCUCUGCGGCUGCACCGUGGCCGCCGUCAGCUUCUUCUGGGAGGAGAGCCUCACGCAGCACGUGGCCGGGCUGCUCUUCCUCAUGACAGGGAUCUUCUGCACCAUCUCGCUCUGCACCUACGCGGCCAGCGUCUCCUACGAGCUGCAGCGGCCCCCGCAGCUGCUGUACAGCCUCCCGGCCGACGUGGAGCACGGCUACAGCUGGUCGGUGUUCUGCGCCUGGUGCAGCCUGGCCUUCAUCGUGGCGGCCGGCGGGCUGUGCAUCGCCUACCCCUUCUUCAGCCGCGCCAAGCUCGCACACCUCAAGGUGGGCCGGGACUCCUCCGUCUGACCGGCUCCCCACGGGGCAGCCCGGCUCCGGGCGGGACCCCACGCACAACGGCCCCGACCCUGCUGCCCGCUGCCCUCCCGGAUGACCGAGAGCCAGAUGUGGCCCUGCCCGCGCCCCGUGGACUCGGCGGCUGUGGGUUCAAGUGCUUUAAAGACUGGAUGUUGGCCUCAGGCGGGGCGGCUGGCACGGCAGCGUCUUGGCGGGCGUUGGUCUCGAGGUCUGUACAUACCCCUUCCCGGGGGCACCGGUGCCCCUGCAGCCCGUGUCCUGUGCUCGCCGUGGCCUGCCCGCAGGACCGUCCAGUCUGCGUCCGUUCUGCUGCGGCAGAUGUCUGUGUUUCUCGUGGCGUUUCCUUGGCCCAGGAGGAGGCUCCUUCCAGGCCCGUAUUUAUUUUUGUAAUGGACGUUUCCUCGCCGUCAUGCUGAGAACUGUGGGCCCACGGGGUGGGCAUGGGGCUGCCCCCCACCCGGUACCUCCUCCGUGUGUCUCUGCAUUAAAUGACUGUCCCUUGGUA
Sorex araneus (European shrew) is the source of this 1488-nucleotide messenger RNA. It is a transcript of the gene TMEM178A, whose product is annotated as transmembrane protein 178A. Gene Ontology annotation, biological process: negative regulation of osteoclast differentiation; regulation of cytosolic calcium ion concentration. The transcript has 4 exons. Bases 96 to 974 code for a protein of 292 amino acids. NCBI's taxonomy places the organism in Eukaryota, Metazoa, Chordata, Mammalia, Eulipotyphla, Soricidae. Gene Ontology annotation, cellular component: endoplasmic reticulum membrane. The record is from RefSeq and is a predicted model, not a curated record.